Molecule: messenger RNA, 698 nt
Organism: Suillus plorans
Lineage: Eukaryota; Fungi; Basidiomycota; Agaricomycetes; Boletales; Suillaceae
Exons: 3
Coding region: 223-660 (145 amino acids)
Source: RefSeq, a predicted model, not a curated record
UCUGUGAGCCGUGGCUUUAUGGUUCUUGAUACGAUCAGCUACUCAGGAACACUGACACACGACAGGCUCAGAGUUGGGUAUGCAAAGAUGUAUGUAUAUCUUGCAAGCUUGAUAUAUAAUUUCCCCACUUACCUAUAUAGCGUCUACCUCUAUCGUGUACAACGGUCAAUUUGCACCAUCUUAAUCCAUUGAAGAGGCUAGUAACGUAUUUAGGACCGAAGGAUGGACGCAGCUGGCUUCUUCAAAGGGGAUACAAUGAUGGAAGUCUUCACGGUUCUGGCCAAUUCUGGAACAGAUGUCAAGACAGUCCGGGACGCAGUGAUAUUAUACAUUGCGCGGAAAAAGCAAAAGGGUCGGUCUGAACAACAUAUUCAAGAUAAAUUACUACAACUAGAGGACAAGUUCAAGCACAUCGAGAUGUGGCAUCCAGCAUUCCGAGAUGCGCGAGCAUUAUUCCAGCUUCCCAAGUCCAAACAUAUCCCACUUCCUAAGUCCGCUAUCCAUAAACAACAUGAAUCCAAGCUGCUUCAUCCAAUAGACAUGGGUUCAGUCCCCCCCUCUCUCAAGUCACCUGCGUCACCAUCCCAUGGCUCGCCAACCCCUAGUAGCUGGGAUGCAUCGCUGCCGAGAUUACAGGACCUACCAUACGCAUUGUUGUAGCAGUAGCUCAGUGGACGUGCGAAGUCAACUAACGUGUA